GUACAGGGACUUCAGUGGAAAGUCAAAAAACUGGCUCUGAAAUAUCAUCCUGACAAGAAUCUGGACAAUCCAGAGGCUGCAGAAAAAUUUAAAGAGAUCAACAAUGCUCAUGCAACACUGACUGAUCUGUCCAAGCGAAACAUAUAUGACAAGUAUGGAUCAUUAGGGCUCUACGUGGCAGAACAGUUUGGUGAGGAAAAUGUUAACACCUACUUCAUGCUCUCAAGCUGGUGGGCAAAGGGCCUGUUGGCGGUCUGUGGCCUGCUGACAGGCUGCUACCUCUGCUGCUGCCUCUGCUGCUGCUUCAACUGCUGCUGCGGAAAGUGUAAACCCAAAGCACCAGAAGGGGAACAGCAGGAGUUCUGUGUGUCUCCAGAAGAUUUGGAAGAGCAAAUUAAGAACGACAUGGAAAGAGAUGGAGAAACUCCUAUCGUGCUUCAGCCGACUAAUGCAAAUGAGAAGACACAGCUAAUAGGGGACGGCCGCCGGAGCUAUCGCACAGACUCCUAG
Messenger RNA from Cariama cristata (Red-legged seriema), 510 nucleotides. RefSeq names its product cysteine string protein-like. The annotation marks the transcript as partial. Lineage: Eukaryota; Metazoa; Chordata; Aves; Cariamiformes; Cariamidae. The record is from RefSeq and is a predicted model, not a curated record. The transcript has 4 exons.